AACCAUGGGACUGCGAGGAUCUAAACUCCCUGAGGCCCAGGUUCUUCUCCUGGGCCUGGACAACGCAGGAAAAACGACGCUUCUCUACAAACUCAAGCACAACGCGAGCGUCAGCACCGUCCCCACCAUCGGCUUCAACGUGGAAAUGCUCGAGACCAGGAAGAGCCGGAGGAACAUCGCAGUAACCCUUUGGGACAUCGGUGGCCAGGGCAAGAUGCGAGAGCACUGGAAGAGUUUCCACCAGGACGCAGGGGCUGUGGUGUUCGUGGUGGACAGCUCGGACAGGGCGCGACUGGAGGAGGCGCGCGGGGAGCUGGAGACCACCCUGAGGAGCGAGCAGCUGAAGGGACGUCCGCUCAUCCUUAUCGCUAAUAAACAGGACGUGAGCGGCGCUAUGACCGUCACUGAGAUCAAGGACGCGUUUCACUUGAGGAGGGUCUGCUAGGACAGGGAUUGGUUCGUCCAGCCUUGUUCGGCGACGACGGGGUUUGGAGUCGAGGCGGCGUUCAGGCGCGUGGUGCAACUGGCAAAACUCCCAUCAGAGCCUGUGGCAAUGAAGGAAAACAUAAAGGACACAGUGCACUACCUCAGAAGACACUGACUUUUAUUUAUUUGUGAUGUUUUCAACCCACAUGAUCUUUGAAAAUAUCUUUGAUUUGAUUUAUGAACAAUAAAUGACAUUUUAAAGGA
Molecule: messenger RNA, 690 nt
Organism: Cheilinus undulatus (humphead wrasse)
Lineage: Eukaryota; Metazoa; Chordata; Actinopteri; Labriformes; Labridae
Gene: arl14
Product: ADP-ribosylation factor-like 14
Exons: 1
Biological process (GO): vesicle-mediated transport; intracellular protein transport
Cellular component (GO): cytoplasm
Molecular function (GO): GTPase activity; GTP binding
Source: RefSeq, a predicted model, not a curated record